CUUUGGGGAGUGGAUCCAAAUGGUGGGCUGAAGGCUUUGCAUUCGUGCGUCUGGCACAUGACCGGUGCAUUGACCGGUGCAUUAAACUGAAAACCACUUCUUGGAGAAGAAAAGCUGAUGCGGCAGAGUGAGUGCAUCAUACGCGGUACUGUAUGUCAACGCCAGAUAUGACCCCGCUGCAAAGGCGGUGGGAAGACAAGGAAGUUGACUCAACGAAUCAAGUGGCAGAAGGAUGCAAUCAUAGUGGAUGUAAACUAGUCGACAACUUUAUUUGCACCACUUGCUGCAAAUUUCUCAACAUUGCGCAUUUGGCUACGACCUGCAAGGCAGACAGUCCAAGAUAUUUCGUCUGUUUAAAUUAGUUGAUUAAAGCAACAGUAUUGUCUAUUUAGUUGCUGUUUUGAAACCCAUGCAAUUAUUUCAUAUUUCACAUGAUUUCCACUUUUAUCAAUAGGGCUAUUGAGCUCUCAUUUGUACUGCGGCCGGUAGCACUGCACGCCUUGCCAAAAUAAUGUGAGCAUUUGGAUUGUAUUUUACAAAAAAAAAAGGGAAACGUGUCGCUGUAAUGAAGUUAAUAUGAACAUUUCGAAUAGUCUGCAAUGGUAACCGGGGAAUGUGGAACAACCAUGCAUCGAAUUCUGCGGAGGAGAAAAGUGCGCAAACUUCGCUUCGUCUGGGCAUUCAUGGCCAUGGUGGCUCUGUCGCUCUCCGCCUGCAGCGCACUGUUUACGGCGUGGACCUGGAGACAGACGCGGGACCUGUCCCAGUCAUUAAAAACUCUGCAAGACCGAUUGGAGCAGGUGAAUACUCAGCGGAAGGCCAUUGUCCAACUCAUCAUGGAGAAGAGAGAUUUGCUGGUGGGCCAAAGGGUGAAGAGAGAUGGGGGAACUGGGAAAGGGAAGAAUGGAAAUGGAAAGAAAGUGGCUUCUCAGUUUGAGAUAACCAAAGAGUCUGUUCAGAAAGUGGGAGAGGACGGCUUGAUAAAAGGAUGGACGGACUCCGAGCACUUGAAUAUGAGCAAGGCGGUGAAAUACAACGCAGACAGAGGCAUCUUCACAGUUGAGAGAACGGGAGUCUACUUCCUGUACUGUCAGGUGUUGUUCAAUGAGAACCAGUCUCAGCUGGUGAAGCUGGACGUGGCGGUGGUGAGGGGGAGCCAGCGGCUUCAGAGGUUACAGUGCAUGGAGGGCUACGGGACUACGCCUGCAGCCGGAUCACACCAGUUCCACUUCCUCAAACCCUGCCAGGUGUCCGGCCUGCUGCGCCUGGAGAAGGGGGUGGAGCUAAAAGCCAUCACAGGCCCCGCUUUCAACCUCCACAUCACGGGAAAGCAUUACUUCGGUCUCUUUAAGGUCAACUGAGCUACCGGAGAGGAUGGGCAUUUUAAAAGGAAGGAGGAGAAACCUGUUUUAAAGGAAGUGUUUUGUCUUAUUCCGACUUGUAUCAAAGAGACACACCAAUGUGAUAUUUCUGGAUUCGUUUUUAUUGUGAAAUCUGGACCAACGAUCUGAAUCGUUGGAAUAACUAUGAAUCAUGUUACCUAUAGACACUCUGUAUGAUACUUUUUCAAAGACAGAAACUACAAGGAAGACUUGAAGUGAAACUAUAUUAUGCACUUCUGGACUCUCCAAGAGUUUCUACCCCUGCUUCUUUGAAGAUUUAAAACUAAUGGAAUAUUCUCUGAUGGAGCUGUUUUGGAGCACAACACAUCCACCUGACUCUUCUUUCACCGUGACUUGGCCUGAAGACUGCGGGUGCACCUCUCUGAGGAGCUACGCUGGUGGACUACUGAAUGAGAAGUAUUUUGGAUAAUGAGCUCUACAACUCUUGUCUCUUUUCCAUUGUAAUCCUAGCUUAGGUUAUUUCAGUAGCUUGGAGAUAAUAUAAGCAGCCCAAACCCACCCCCUUCAGAACAGCCUCAGUUCGUCAGGGCAUGAACUAUACAAUGUGUCAAAAGUUUUCCACACGGAUGUUGGCCCAUGUUGACUCCAAUGCUUCCCACAGUUGUGUCAAGUUGGCUGGAUGUUGUUUGAGUGGUGGAUUGUUCUUGAUACACAUAGGAAUGUGUUGAGUGUGAAAAACCCAGAAGCGUUUCAGUUCUUGGCCCCUGUUCAAAGGCACGUAAAUCUAUUGUCUUGCCCGUUCACCCUCUGAAUGGCGCACAUACACAAUUCAUGUCUCAAUUGUCUCAAAGCUUAAAAAUCCUUCUUUACCCGGUCUCCUACCCUUCACCCCUUCAUCUACACUGGUUGAAGUGGAUUUAACAAGUGACAUCAAUAAGGGUAGGGAUCAUAGCUUUUUUAUGUCAUGGAUGGAGCAGGUGUUCUUAAUGUUUUGUACACUCAGUGUAUAUCAUCUUACCAAAAGUAUGCAUCUCAAUCUGUUAACAUUAUAGGCCUAUCAUAUAUAAUUUUCAGAUGCAAAUAUUGUUCUGUUCACAUUCAACUAAACAGCGAUGCGCACCUCGGCUCAAGCCUAAAAAACCCCAUCAAAAGUCCAUUAUAGUGCACUGCACUAUGAGACGCAUUGGAUUGAACCUUGACCUGUAUGUGAAAAUAAGGGUCAACAUGUGGAGAUAUUUCAUGGUGGAAAUAGAAAUGAUUUUGUAUAUUAUAUUCACAAUACUUGUACUCAUUCCAAAGCUCUCUUACGUGCCAUUUGCAGCAGUAUGUUUUGAAUACAAACAGUACAAACAGAGUAUUUCUAUCAGGUUUUGGUUUAAUGUUUCACCACUCCUACUCUGGUUUAUAAGUAGUAUGUGGGGGACCACAUUGGUUUCUGCUCAGAAAUUUCCACACGUGCACGCACGCAUGCAUGCACGCACGCACACACACACACACACACACACACACACACACACACACACACACACACACACACACACACACACACACACACACACACACACACACACACACACACACACACAGCAAAAGUCAAGUUAUUAUGGUUUCCAGCUCUAAAUGUCAUUUCUCAUCAUUAGAUCAAAGGUGUAAAAUGUGGUUUUGUAAUGUAUACAUAGUUCUUGUUUGAUUUCCUAAUCCUUCUCCGCUUCCCUUUUGUGUUUUUAGCCACUUUGCACCUCCCCUCACACACACACACACACACACACACACACACACACACACACACACACACACACACACACACACACACACACACACACACAGCUCUUCAACUCUCACUUCCUGAUUCCGAUCUUGAACCAAAUAGCUGAAAGCGUUUGAUGAAAAACAUGUCGGGCACUUCCCUCCCCAAUUCUUUUUAUUUGAAAUGUCAAAGUUUAUUGCCACUUUAAAAAGCCUUAUUUUGCACAAUGAGGCCUUUCGCUGAGAAGUCUAACAAGUAGGGCAAGGUUGAAGAACCAGUGAGGGGAUAUUGUGUAUAUACAUGUUUGCGAAAUUAUGUCUGCAACGCUGGUUGUUGUUCUAAACUCACUUCCUAUAAAAAUGUUAACCUUUAAAACCUUUUUCCGUUGAAA
Oncorhynchus masou masou (cherry salmon) is the source of this 3481-nucleotide messenger RNA. Its product is annotated as tumor necrosis factor ligand superfamily member 12-like. Lineage: Eukaryota; Metazoa; Chordata; Actinopteri; Salmoniformes; Salmonidae. The transcript has 6 exons. The record is from RefSeq and is a predicted model, not a curated record. The coding region runs from base 600 to 1361 and encodes 253 amino acids. Gene Ontology annotation, biological process: immune response. Gene Ontology annotation, molecular function: tumor necrosis factor receptor binding; receptor ligand activity. Gene Ontology annotation, cellular component: membrane.